Molecule: messenger RNA, 3296 nt
Organism: Spirodela intermedia
Lineage: Eukaryota; Viridiplantae; Streptophyta; Magnoliopsida; Alismatales; Araceae
Source: the annotation of a GenBank genome assembly
AUGUGGAGGACGGCGCCGCCAAGGGGGAAGAGGGGAUACGGGCCCUUCCGGGCGGAGGGCGGCACGUCGGCGGAGCUGCGGCAGCCGCUGGUAGCGGUGGCCGUCGACAGGGACAAGCCCAGCCAGAGCGCCCUCAAGUGGGCCCUCGACAACAUCGUCCCCCGCGGACAGACCGUCAUGCUCGUUCAUGUCGCCUCCAAAUUCGCUUCGCCUACCGUCUCCUCUCCUCCCCGUUCUCUAUCAGGCACUCUCUCUCUCUCUCUCGCUCUCUCUUUCUCCCUCUCUUUUUCUCUCUCUCACACGCACCUUUUCAAUGGUCGUCGUCGUUUUGCAGAGGACUGUGGCGAUCUCCGUGCGAAGGACAUCUUCCUCCCCUUCCGGUGCUUCUGCGCGAAGAAAGACGUGAGCGACGCCGCACCUCUGCGAUCAUGUCGCGGUCUACGUUGACGUUCAUUUCGGGAGACGUGCGAAGGACAUCUGACGUUGUUGAUGAGCUAACUAAAAAUUUCUUGGCCUCGGGACGCAGGUGCGGUGCAAGGACGUGCUGCUGGACGACAACGACGUGGCGAAGGCCAUCACAGAGUUCCUCGCGCGGUCUGCGGUCGAGAAGUUGGUCAUCGGCCUCCCUUCCCGGAAUUCCUUCGUCAGGUGCUCCUCUGAGCUUUCUGUCUCCUUCCUCCCGUCGGAUUUCAUGGAGACCUUCGUCGUCCCUCCGCUAAAGCCGUCUGGCUAUUCCGGCAGACGGUUCAACCCGACGGAGCGAGACAUUCCCACCGCCAUUUGCAGAGGAGCCCCAGACUUCUGCACCGUCUACGUCGUCGGCAGAGGGAAGGUGGCCUCGCUGCGGAAGGCCGUCCGACCAGCUCCGAUCAUGUGCCCUCUCCACCCGCUGGACAAUCUCCUCGACACGAAGGGACAUUUCAAGUGAGUUCUACCGCUGCGAACCCUCGUCCAUCUGAGGAUCCUUCUGCUUCUCAUCUGUUGUAAUGAGAGGAAACACAUGAUCGUCAACCAGGUCUUCGUUGCCCAGAGGGCCGAGAGGUCUGCUCGCAAAGGCGUCCGGCGAUCGGAGGUCGCCGGAGACGAGGAUGUCCUUUGGCAGCCCCGGCAGGCUCAGCGUGGAGGACAGUUCUCCGCCUUCGCCACUCUACGAUCGCCAUCUCGAUAUCGACCCUUCUUCUUCGAGGCUCUCCAUUGCCUCGGAUGGCUUCGACCUGCUCCUGGGCACAUCUCACCGAAGGACAAGGGACGAAAGCUUCGAUUUCUCUGCGCUCUCUCAGGAGAGCGCCAGGUCGUCCUGGUCGUCUCAGGUGACGACGGAGAGCCCACAAAUCCAUACAUUAGAUUGCCGAUAAACUGGUUGACAAUCAGUCUCCGUGGGCAACCCAGAUGGAUCAAUAAUGCAUGCACGUUUCGCGUGUUGCAGGAGGAGGUAGAGAUGGAGAUGAGGAGGUUGAGGCAGGAGCUCAAGCAAACCAUAGACAUGUACAGCACAGCCCGCCAGGAGGCACUGAGCGCCAAGCAGAUGGUAGAGGAAUUGAAGAAAAUGUUGUGCGAGAAGAAACUGAAGUUUGCUUCCCACCGGAGGAGGCUAAUCGAAAAUCUACCCUACCGUUUGCAGGCCAGAGAGCUCCGUCUUUGGAAGAAGGAAGAGGAGCAGAGACUGGAGAAUGCCCGUGCAGCCGAGGCGGCGGCGCUGACCAUGGUGGAGAAGGAGAAGGCCAAGUCCAAGGCGGCGGCGGAGGCUGCGGAAACGGCGCGGAAGAUGGCGGAGAUGGAAGCUCGGAGGAGGAGACACGCCGAGAUGGCUGCGUCCAAGGAAGCGGAGGAGAGGACUAAAGCCCUGGUGUCGCUGGCAGAGAGCGACACGAGAUACAGGAGGUACAGCAUAGAGGAGAUCGAAGCGGCGACGGACUUAUUCGCGGAGAACCGCAAGAUUGGAGAAGGAGGGUACGGCCCGGUGUUCAGGGGAUCCCUGGAUCACACGCCGGUCGCCAUCAAGAUCCUCCGUCCCAACGCCGCCCAGGGGAGAUCCCAGUUCCAGCGGGAGGUGAACUAACAAUCCAAGUUCCCUCCUUUUGACGCUCUGAUCUCCACAGCCAUCAUCAUCAUCAUCGUCAUCAUCAUCUUCCUAUCUCUGGAACUUGCAGAUCGAAGUGCUGAGCUGCAUUAGGCACCCCAACAUGGUCCUCCUCCUGGGAGCCUGCCCCGAGUACGGCUGCCUGGUGUACGAGUACAUGGAGCAGGGCAGCCUGGAGGAUCGCCUGUUCCAGAGGGAGGGCACCCCCGCUCUCCCAUGGGAGCUCCGGUUCAAGAUCGCCGCCGAGAUCGGUACCGGGCUCCUCUUCCUCCACCAGACCCGACCGGAGCCGGUGGUCCACCGGGACCUCAAGCCCGGCAACAUCCUCCUCGACGGCAACUUCGUCAGCAAGAUCGCCGACGUGGGACUCGCCCGCCUGUUGCCCGCCACCGACAAUGUCACGCAGUGCCGCAUCACCUCCACCGCGGGGACCUUCUGCUACAUCGACCCCGAGUACCAGAAGACGGGCAUGUUGGGGACCAAGUCCGACAUCUAUUCCUUCGGAGUCAUCCUGCUGCAGCUGAUCACCGGACAGCCGCCGAUCGGCUUGGCCCACCGCGUGGAGCGCGCCAUCGAGGAGGGCGCCUUCGAGGGCAUGCUGGACCCGGCGGUGCACGACUGGCCGUUGAAGGAAGCUCUGAGUUUGGCGAAGAUGGCGGUGAAAUGCGCGGAGCUGAGGCGGAAGGACCGCCCCGACCUCAGCACGGUCCUUCUGCCAGAGCUGAACCGGCUGAGAGCGAUGGCCGAGGAGAGCCUGCACCGCGGGGUUCUGGGCCGCGCAGACUUGCCGGAUGACGACACCCAGACUUCCAUCUGCAACGUAAGCCGAGAAGACCCUCCGAUCCUCCUCACUCCUCCUCCAUCUUGGAACUCUCCGGACACGAUAUUCACGAGAUUUCCUGAGAACGGAUCGGAUCGUUCAUUCGUUCGAUUGUUCGAAAUGAUUGCAGGAGACCAUGAGCGACCACCAGGUGCAGUCGUCGUGCGAGAGCUCGAAGAGCAAGUCCAGUGGGCCGUAAGGUCAGGGGACAAGCGGCGGCGCCGGAGAGGUUGGAAGCCCAGACCCCUUCCCACUCGGGGGGUGAUGAUGGACGAUGCCCCUCCCGUGUGCGCCCUCGAAAAGCUCUCCUUGUAUAUUUGUACAUAUUACAGUUCAUCAAUGCAGAAGAUACUCAUCCCCACAUCCUCCAAGAAGCUCCAUGGGGAUCCCUUCUAA